GUUCCUGCCACACUGCCAGGCAUCGGUUGAGCAUUGCUACGCUUUCGCAUCCCCUCUUUGCUCUGGUCGCGUAGUUUCCCGCCGCCGUACUACUGACUGAUGCCUUGGAAUCGUGCAGUCAUGCGUUGAUUUACUCGUUGCGCGUCUAGCCGGCACACGGAGGCGCGAGGCCUUUAGGCUGGCGAAUUCGUCGUCGACGGCGACGACGGCGACGACGGGAACGACUGCUACGGGAUUGCGAGCGACGGGUGUUUGUUACGAAUACGAAUGCAGCAGUCUUAGCGCUCGCAGGUGGAGAGACAUGCUACUGGUUGUGGUGAUUUUUUUUUAUUCUCGCUGUCGAUGACUUCUGAGAUUUCUAAAAAAAUCACCCGCAGCGCGCCCAGCGCUCGCAGGAGGUGAUCCGUGCUGCUUUUUGGGGGUUCGCCGCAUUAGGACUUUUGACUUUUGAGCGGCCUCAAAAGUCACACGAGUACACGCAUGCACGCGUGCUGUAGGUAGCUGUGUAAAGAGCAUAGAAGCGGGCUACUGUAAUGGAGAGCUGUGAAAAGGAGGAGGGAGGCUUCGCAAGCGUGGACGCCACUACUUGCGCCUCUGGCGGCGGUUCUCGGGGGGGCGAUUCGAAGAAGUCGAGGAGCGAAUCCAGUGAGGGUAAGGGCCGCAAGGGGCAGAAGAAGAAGCAGAAGGCGCUGCUGAGAGACGCGCAAGAACGGCUUAGGAGGGUCGAGGCGUCUGGAGGAGGGACGCUGGUAGCCACAGGAUGGGGAGACGAUAGCAUAGGGGAGAGCCUUAGUGUGGUAACGGGGAAUUUUGGUGCUGUAACGGAGAGUACGAUAACGGGGAGAAAUCAAAUGGAAAUAAGGGCGCAGCCUACCGGUUGGGGUUGUCAGGCCGGUGAGUCUGCUAAUAGAGUGGAGUCCGGAGUGGUGGAGAUGGGUGCAGAAGUGUACAGGGAGCAGCCAAGCGGUCAGUUCCAGGGCUACGGUGCAACUAGGCAGUUCGGGCGGGAGGCACUUGGGGGAGGCAGGGGAGGGGGGAGGGGCAGGUGGGGGAGCGGUUGGGGGAGGGGACGGGGACGAGAUAGGGAAUAUGGGGAUCGAGGUGGUGGCUAUGGGGGGGGAGGAUAUGGAAGGGGAGGGGGAUAUGGGGAAGAAAGAGGAUAUAGGGGAGGAGGCGGGAGGUAUGGGGGAGGAGGAGGAGGGUAUGGGGAAGGGGGGGAGUAUGAGGGGGGAGGAGGAUACAGUGGGGAGAGUGGGGGUCAGCAUGGGUGGCAGGUGGAGGAAUACAGUAUGCAGUGGCAAGGGCAGGAGCAAAGCGGUUGGCCGGCGCAAUGGCAGGGGCGGGGGCAGACGCAAGGGCAGGGGCAAUGGCAGGGGCGGGGGCAUGGAGGGGAAGCGGGAGAAGGAAAGAGCUGGGGGGAAGGGCGUCACGUCGGAGGUGGGCGCGGAUGGGCUGGAGGGCAGCAGCAGCAGCCACAACAGGAGCAGUAUUGGCAAGGGCAGAGGCAAAGUCAAGACCAGGGGGGCGGGCAGGAGGGAGGGUGGGAAGGGCAGGGGGGAAGCGAGAGGCAACGGGGGGACCCGGGGGAGGGGCCAUGGGGGAGGGAGGGGCGGAUGCAGAUGGAGAGAGAGGGGCAGAGGCCGUGGUGGGGGAAUGAGGGGCGGAGGGGAGGGGGUGAGGAGGCAUGGGAGGGGCAGGGGGAGUGUGGAGGGGAGUGGCAGUGGCAGAAACAACAGACUGAUUCUUCCACGCCUCAUGCCGAACCCGGACCUCCUGGUUCGGAUCGUUCCGAACCUGCCGUGAGCGCUGCUCCGGCUGCCGCCAGCUGUCCUAGAGCUGCUGUUGCUUGUCCUCCCACGGCCACAGUGGAGGAAACAGCUGGGAAGGUUCCAGUGUACGAUGGAUGGGGGGAUAUAGUGGGAUGGAGGGAUGCUGAAGAGGGGACCCACGCACGCAGUGCGCCUGCUGGCGCUGCCGCUGCUGCUGCUGCUGCUGCUGCUGCUGCCGCUGCUGCUGCUGCUGCUGCUGGUGUCACACCUGCUACUGUCACACCUGCUACUGUCACACCUGCUACUGUCACACCUGCAACUGUCACUCCUGCUACUGUCACUCCUGCUACUGUCACUCCUGCUACUGUCACUCCUGCUCUUGACCUUGCUUACGCUGCUCCUGCUGCCACUCCUGCCGUUGUUGCUGCUGCCAUCACUGUUGCUGCUGGUGAUGGUGGUGGCAACAGCAGCAGCAUCAGCAGUGGUGGCAGUGCCGUGCGAGCAGGCAGGCGGGCGUGGCAGGUGUACAUACCGCCAGUGCAGAAGGACGCUGGGGAGACGGCUGAGAGGGAGAGGCAGAGAGAAAAGGAGGAGAGGGUGGCGGUUGGUGGGGACGAGAGGCAGGCCGAGGUGGUGCCGCCUCAGGGCGCCUGGAGUAAAGGGCCUCCCAGCAACUCUGCUGCUGCUGCUGCUGCUCCUGCUGCUGCUUUUACUGCUGCUUCUUCUGCUGCUGUUUUUACUCAUGCUUCUCCUGCUGCUGCUGGUACUGCUGCUUCUCCUGCUGCUGCUGGUACUGCUACUUCUCCUGCUGCUGCUGGUACUGCUGCUUCUCCUGCUGCUGCUGGUACUGCUGCUUCUCCUGCUGCUGCUGGUACUGCUGCUUCUCCUGCUGCUGCUGGUACUGCUGCUUCUCCUGCUGCUGCUGGUACUGCUGCUUCUCCUGCUGCUGCUGGUACUGCUGCUUCUCCUGCUGCUGCUGGUACUGCUGCUUCUCCUGCUGCUGCGGAUAUUGCUGCUGCAGCAGCUGCUGUUCCAACCUUCUCACCUUCCACUCCCAGCCCCCCUGUUCACUCCCCCAGCCAAUGGCCAUCUGCCACGUCACAGCCAGGCGGAAGAGGAGCAGGGGGGGGAUGGGGGAGGGGGAGAGGGAGGGGGAGGCGGGGGAGGGGAUGGGGGAGAGGAGGCAGGGGGGGUGAUUCAAGAGGCUUGGGAGAGAGUGAGGGUUGGAGAGGGAGUGAGGAGGGAAGUGUGGGUGGUGGUGUGAUGAGCGAGAGUGGUGAGGCGUGGGGAGCGACAAGGAGUGAUGCGGUUUGGAGGGGUGCAGAGGGGCAGUGCGGAUCCUUAUCCCCAUCGGCCUCAGCAGCAUGGUCAUCACCUCCUCACCGCCUUGCAGCAGCACCACCCCUCCCUGCCGCGCCACCACCCUACCUCCCCCCGUCCAUCACCCCCUACCUGCCCCACUUGCUCCUGCCGGCUGUGAAGCCCUCUAGGAAGGCACAGCGCACGGAGGAGUGGGUGCAAGAGAGCGCUGCUGCUGUCGGUGUUGACGAUGGUGAUGAUGGUCCUGAGACUGGUACCGGCGAGGGAGCUGGCGAAGCUAGUACUCACACUGCUGCUGCUGCUGCUGCUGCUGCUGCUGCUGUGGUGGCUGCUGAUGGCACUGCUGCUGCUGUAGGGAAAGAAGCAGUUGGGAGUGCAGAUAUACCGUCAACAGAUAGAGGAUCAGCAGAUAAGCCUCCAGCAGACAAGCUGGCAAAGGGCACAGCAAGAGCAGAUCCACGAGAUGCAGGUGCGUCAGCAGCAGGAGACAUGGAGGGGUGUUGCACAGGGGAAGGUGAAGAAACGACGGGAGAAAGGCAGGGGACACUGGGAGGUGCGUUGGAGGUACAGGUAGAUGGCAGGGGUGGGGGCAUCUCGAGUGCUCAGGCGAGCUGCAAGCGGGGAGAGUGGGAAGAGGGGGGGAGUGAGUGUGGAAGAAGAGGGAGUGAGUGUGGAGCAGCAGAAAGAGCGACAGGGGAGUGCAUGGCUGGUGCAGCAAGAGCAGUUGGAACAGCAAGCAGCGAGGCAGAAGGCAGUGCAGAGGAACCGGGCCAGUGUCCUGUUGAUGGUGCGAGUAGCAAUCCUGUGGAGGCUCACGAGGGCACAGAGGGGAGAAGCGAGGAAAGUGGUGGAGAGGCGACCUUUGAGUCGACUCAAAAGCUAUUCUGUGCAGGGAGAGAUGGAGAGGGGGGUGGGGUUGAGGCGGCCAAGGUUAGUGGGGAGCAAGGGGAGCAUGCGAGAGAGGGCAGGCGGGGUGUUGAUGGGGGGAGCGAGGCAGGAGCCGGCAGCAGCAGCGCGUGCUAUGAGCUUCGGCCCACUGCCUGCUCCUACUCGGGUGGCAGGGAGGAGGUGAGAGAGGGAGGUGGAGAUGAGGGUGGGGUAGCAAAGGAAUGCGGCUUGGAAGUAGGGGAGGACGGAGAGGAGGACGGAGGGGAGGAGAAAAAGGAGGACGGAGGGGGGGUGGGAGGGGAGGAGGAAGCAGAGAAGCGAAGGGAGGCGGGAGGGGAGUUGGGAGGAGAGGAGGGAGGGGAGGAGGGAGGGGAGGAGGCGGCAGGCAGCAGCGCAUGCAGUGAGCUUCUAUCCAAUGCCUACUCGUACUCGGAUGGCGGGGAGGGCUUUGAGUCAGACGUGGACAGUGAGGAGGAGAUGGAGUCGCUCUUCCUCGACAGCACUCUGGGAGACGACUGGCCGCUCUACGGCGUGGGGAUGGGGGGCAUGGCGGCCCACGCGGCAACAGGAGGAGGAGGAGGGACGUCUGCUCAGCUAUCGGAGCCCGUUCGCCGCUUCCUUCGAGACUUUGACACACUCUCACCAUCCGCCGUCCGCGGCGGUAACCAGCACAGCAACCGGCACAGCCAGCGGCAGUUCAAGUGCCCCGUGUGCGCUGGGGCGGGCGGCAAGGGGGAAGCAGACUGGUGGAGCGGCGUGAGGGCGCUGCUGCAGCACGCACUGACCAUCCGAAGCAGGCGGAUGAAGGAGCACCGCGCGUUCGCUGCUGCUCUGGGGGAGAGCAUGAGGGACAGGGGCGCAGGGGUGAUGAUGUUCGGGGGGACGGUUGGGGGGAGUGGUGGGCAACAGAGGGGUGUGGGGCAGAAGAGAGACGCUAGGAGAGGGGGAAGAGGGGGAGCACCACCGGCAGGAGCAGCAGCAUCGCCACCAGCGCCAGCUGCAGCAGCAGCGUGCGUUGCGCCAUCUGUGCUCGUGGGGAGUCCCUUAGCGAACCAGUGGCGGGGCGUGGGGGGGUUGAGGGGGAAGGGCGGGAACAGGGGCAACGAGCGGGUGGUGUGGCCGCCUGUGGUGGUGGUGCGCAACACGCACCUGUGCCAGGACGAGGACGGGCAGUGGGUGGGCAUGGGCAGCUACGAGCUGCGCCAGCACUUCCCAGAGUGCGACCGGAUCAUCAAGGCCAAGAACGCGUACGGGCCGCAGGGCCAUCGCGGCUUCAGUGUUCUGGUGUUUGAGACGUCCGUCGAUGGCCUAUUGCAAGCAGAGCAGCUGUGCGAACUCUUUCAAGCGGACGGCAGGGGGCGGCAGGGCUGGUUCCGGCGGGUGGCAGCGUCACUAGUGGACAAAAGCGGCAAGCGAAACCUGUUUGCCUACAUGGCGCAGGAGGGUGACGUGGCGGAGUUCAAUAGGCACUGCAAAGGCAAGACUCAGUUACGGGUGGAGGUGAAGAAGCGGUACGCGGUGGUGGACGAGCGGCUGAGAGCGGUGAGGGAGAGGGCUGCUCAGACACCCAACCUGGAGGCCACUGUUGCCAUGAUGUCUCAUCGAAUCGUGGCGGGACAAGUGGCGGCUUCUCAGCUCAAGGAGGAGCUGGAGCAAGCCAAGGAAAGCAACAGGAAGCUUCUGACAAUGGUGGGGGGCGCAUGGGGCAAGUCAUGGGGGACUAACGACCAGCAGUGGCCGGCUCUUGUGAAGCCAAUUGGUGUCGAGGCAGUUGGAGACCGGGUAUUGCGGGACGCAUGGGGCGAGCAAGUGACUAUGGAGGACCAAGGGAGCGAUAAGGAGCAGCAACGCUUUAAGGAGUGGCCACGGAAGGAGGAGGAGAAAGUGCCCCCAAGACACGAGCUGGGAGUGCAGGCGUGUCUGGUGGAGGUGGCAUCUGGGGUGGGGGCGAGUGAGCAGGAGAUGAUCACACUGUGGCAGUCGGCAGUAGAGGCGGAGCAGAAGCACUGGAGUGAGCUGGAUUGCCUGGAGGCAUCAUAUGAUGCGCAGCAGCAGCAGGUGGAGGGGCGUCUGCAGGCGCUUGCAGGGAGGGAGGCGGAGUGGAGGAGGGCGUGGAGAGGGGCGUGCGAGCAGCAGAUCAUAGCAUUGGCUGCCGCUGCUUCCACCGCCGCUGUGCCUGCUGCUAGUGCUGCCUCUGCUUCUGCUGCUACUGCCGCUGCUGCUGCUGCUGCUCCUGCCGCUGCUGCUGCUGCUGCUGCUGCUGCUCCUGCCGCUGCUGCUGCUGCUCCUGCCGCUGCCACUGCACAUGUAGAUGCCGCAUCAUCAGCCAUUGCUGGCGAGAGUGGAGGAAGCGAGGGGGAGGAGGGAGGAGAGGGGAGUGAGAGAGCAGAGGGAGAGAGCGCUGCAGGUCGUACAAGUGAGGGGGGGACUGCUGCAAGUAUCUGGGGCGCCAUCAAGGGCAUCAAGGGAAGCUGCCAGGAAGCAGUGGAGUACAGGAGGAGUCUGCAGAGGCUGCAGCAGGAGCACCAGAGGGUCAAGGCGGAUGCCCUCAGGCGCCACAGGGAGGAAGCUCUGGCUCUUGACCGAGCCUUCGAGGACCGGUGGGCCCGGCUGCUGGCUCUGCAGGAGGCUCGGAUGGGCGUGUCCGAAGCUGAGGCUGGGCAUGACGACGAGGGGUGGCUUGAGGUUCGGGAAGAGGAAAGGAGGGUUAGCGUGAAGGGGGAUGGGUCUGCGGCUGGUGCGGGGAGUGUUGGGCAGUGUGUGGAGAAGUGGGAGGAGCUGGAUGCACAUGCAGAGCUUGAAGGGUCAUGCUAAGGGCCAGCUCCUACCUGCAACCCGUUAUCAGAAUGACCUCUCGUCAGUCUCAUGUUGCAGCUUGCUAAACCGCAUUGAACCGACCCGCAUCCGAUUUGUACUGUACAGCACCCCGAGCCCUAGAAAAGAGGCUUAGCUGAUAGGAUGUCUCGUGCCAAAACAAUGGGCGUGAGGAUGAGGAAAGUCGGUUGAAGGGGAUUCCGGAACUGUGUUCCUUGGCCGACGUGUGUGUCAAAAUUUCUGUACAUUAGUAACAUGACGCCAUAGAUUUUAUGUGUAGGCAUGCAUGCGUGCAUAUAGACAACCCAUGAUGGGUAGGUGUUGUUGUAAAUCUGGAUUUUAUAGAAACUUAUAUCUGCUCUGUACUCUGAAUAUAGUGAAUGCGGAACG
This is a messenger RNA of Closterium sp. NIES-67, 7181 nucleotides long. The record is from the annotation of a GenBank genome assembly. Lineage: Eukaryota; Viridiplantae; Streptophyta; Zygnematophyceae; Desmidiales; Closteriaceae.